Rotaria sordida is the source of this 429-nucleotide messenger RNA. NCBI's taxonomy places the organism in Eukaryota, Metazoa, Rotifera, Eurotatoria, Philodinida, Philodinidae. The record is from the annotation of a GenBank genome assembly.
AUGUCAUCCGAUCUUCAUUUUAAUCAAACUUCUCGAGAACAAGUUACUACUGGUGUUGAUGAUUCAAAUGUUUUAAUUGUUAGUCCACUAGAAAAAGAUGAACCAUCUGAUUCUCGUUCUAAAUCAAUUUCUCGAAUACCAUUUGCUGAUGAUAUUCAUGGUUCAAAUGUUUUAAUUGUUAGUCCAUCAGAAAAAGAUGACUCAUCGGCAUCUCGUUCUAAACCAAUUUCUCGAAAACAAUCUGCUGAUGAUAUUCAUGAUUCAAAUCUUAUAAUUGUUAUUCCACCAGUAAAAGAUGAAUCAUCUAAUUGUCAUUCAAAACAACCUUCUCGUAAAUCAAUAAAAAAUUCUCUUAAAGAUGUUUUACUUCUUGUGCCACAAAAAGAAAGUACGACACAUGGUACACGAAAUAUUAAAAAAAAAAGAUGA